GAGCGGCUUUCAUCCCAAUUGAAACCACCUCCACCGCCGACGACGACGACGGCGGCGGCGAUGGGUUUCCCUUCCGUCUGCUACGCCGUCAUCCUCCCGCUCCCCGUCGCGAUCGUCCUUUUCCUGCUCGAACGCCUCAAGCUCGCCGUCUCCGCCGCGCUCUUCUUCCUUGGCCUCGCCUCAUGGCCCCCUUCCUCCUCCAUCGCCGACAGCCUCAACCCGUUCGGGCACUCCGUCCACCUCAGCGACUCCCUCAUUUCCCCCGCCGUCGUCAAGUGCCGCCUCCCCGUCGUUCGCUUCUCCGCUCUCCGAUCCACCGCCGCGCCACCCUGCGCCGUCUGCCUCGCCGCGCUCGAGCCCCGCGACGAGGUCCGGCAGCUCGGGAACUGCGCCCACCUCUUCCACAAGGCCUGCAUCGACAAGUGGGUCGACGUCGGACAGAUCACCUGCCCUCUCUGCCGCGCCCUUCUCCUUCCCGGGCCGCACCAGCAUCUACCGGAGGAGGUUAGCCCUGGAUAUCACUCAAUCGGCUAGGGUUUCUAACUGUUCUCUGCUUGUAAUACAAAAGUUCGUCCUUCUUCAAUAAAUACCUAUCGAUUGAAUGCA
Zingiber officinale is the source of this 606-nucleotide messenger RNA. Its product is annotated as brassinosteroid-responsive RING protein 1-like. NCBI's taxonomy places the organism in Eukaryota, Viridiplantae, Streptophyta, Magnoliopsida, Zingiberales, Zingiberaceae. The transcript has a single exon. Gene Ontology annotation, biological process: protein ubiquitination. Bases 61 to 534 code for a protein of 157 amino acids. Gene Ontology annotation, molecular function: ubiquitin protein ligase activity. The record is from RefSeq and is a predicted model, not a curated record.